GGACAGACUGCCGCCGCCCGCCUCUUCGUCUCCGUCGCCCUCAAACCACCGUUCAUCUUCCAGAAGAGCUGGUUUAACGGCUAACGUUUCACCCGCAGAAUUUUGUUGGCGAACAAAGCAGGGAUUCAAUCCAACGAUGUCUGAAGAGGUUGAAGGCACGGGCACUUCGGAGGAACAGCAGGAAAUGGAGGACAAAGUAAUUAGUCCAGAAAAGGCAGAGGAGGCCAAACUGAAGGCCCGGUAUCCUAACCUGGGAGCCAAGCCUGGAGGCUCAGACUUACUCAGGAAAAGACUUCAGAAGGGGCCAAAGUAUUUUGACUCUGGUGACUACAACAUGGCCAAGGCCAAAAUGAAGAAUAAACAGUUGCCAUCAGCCCCAACAGAGAAGACUGAGAUCACAGGGGGCCACAUCCCAACACCUCAGGACCUGCCGCAAAGAAAGACGUCAAUUGUGGCCAGCAAACUGGCUGGUUGAUGGUUUCAUGUUUACUCUUUUGUUACCAUUCCGACACCCACUUUAUAUCUACCUGCUGUUUAUGUUUUUUGUUUAUUUUUCACCUUUCUAUGUAUCCUCCAAGAACACGUAAUGUACUAAGCCAAAUUCUUGAGAAAAUGUGACAACUGUCAGCCACUGAAUUCUCCGUGGGUUAAAUCAGACAAAGUUGCCCAACAUGUUUCUCAAGAUCUUAAAAAAAAAAAACGAAAUGGUGAUUGGUUUAUAAAAAACAAUAGACGUUAAUGGUAUCUCACGUAACAUUUUCACUUUUAAGGAUAUAUGCCUCCAUACAAAUUUCUUGUCUAACAGAAGUUGCGCAGAGGGUUCUGCCAUAUUACUGAGGCAAAAAUACUCAAGUUAUGACCACAGAAAGUUUGCAUUGAUGUAGAAGUGUGAUUUACAGAUGUGCCUUUCAGUUUGAAAUGGAGUAUUCAGCUGCUCAUAUGGAGGUAUAUCUGUUUUAAAUGAUGACAUGUGAUGUAAUCUUGCUUUUUUGUUUUCUAAUCCUUUAUUGUUUGUGUCCUCCAUCAAGCUGUUUGAUUCUGCUUUCAAAGUACCAACAAUUAGACAACACACACACUAUAUAGCCAGCUGUAUUUUAAUUAAUUUUAGUGACAUUUGUUUGCAAGGACUUGCUGCUGGUGUCCAUCUCAUCCUAACCUCUAAAAUGGCCUUAAAAGUAAUGAACCGUUGUUCCUCUUGAGCAAUAUUUGCUCCCUCAGUGAGAAUCUUAGUUAUGAAUUUUGCCUGAAAUGUCUGUCACUGUCUGACUGGAAUCACUUAGGAUUUUAUGGAAAGAAACUCCCAUGACAUGUCUGGAGUGUGCAUGUGCAGUCAUACUUUGCCAUUUGUUUUGUAAAUAAAAUAGUUUUGCAUAAUAUCUCAUGUUAUUUAAACUGCCUACACAAAGAAGAGCCCAGUUUAUAUUGAACGUAAGUAAGAUCAAAGUCUAAGGAUACAAAAUCUGCUUUCAUUUAUUAUGGAGUAGUAUAGAAAACAAAAUUAUUUCUUGGCCAGCAAAUACUUGCUACACUAUUCAUUCAUAUUAAGGAUUCAAUCAACUUUAAUGAAAAUGUAGAUGUAAGCAGGGAAAUAUACAUAGAAUGUAGGAUGUAUUUACAAAUUAGUGAUGACCAAUGACUUAUUGUGGAGGUAAACUAUUCUGGUGUGGACUUGAGUUAAAUACUUGUCUACUUGUGUAUGUAUCUUUAUUUUCAUCUGGAAUGUAGCAAGUGGUGUACAAUUGUGUUUAACAAAUAGAAGCACUCAAAUCAAGAGAAUUGCACAUUGAAAUAUUGUGAAAUUUCAAUAAAAAGGUGACAUUGAAACUUA
Messenger RNA from Pseudoliparis swirei, 1828 nucleotides. RefSeq names its product cAMP-regulated phosphoprotein 19b (gene arpp19b). Gene Ontology annotation, cellular component: cytoplasm. Lineage: Eukaryota; Metazoa; Chordata; Actinopteri; Perciformes; Liparidae. The transcript has 3 exons. The record is from RefSeq and is a predicted model, not a curated record. Gene Ontology annotation, molecular function: protein phosphatase inhibitor activity. Bases 137 to 475 code for a protein of 112 amino acids.